GUGUUGUGCCUUGCCAAUGUUGCCAAUGGCCACACCUAGUUCUGAAUAGGUUAAUGCUGUUGGCUCUUAGGAAAGUUCUUCGUGUGUAGAAUUGUGGUUUUGUUAAUACUACAGAAUUGGUAUAUAAUUUUUCUCGUGAACAUUUACAGUGAUUUCAUUACUUGAGCACAAUAUACUAAACAACAAGAUUAAAGGGCGAGAAAUGAAUUUUGGAAGGAAAACUCCAAGUAUGGGGACACCCUCAGUAUACUCCCAUAUGACCACAAGGUCAUCGGCUAAUCUGAAAUCAUCUCGUUCCAUGCGUUCUAUCAGAAUUCCAUGGUAUCAGAGGCCAAUAUUGCAAGAUGCUAUUGUGUUGGAUAUCCAAAGAGGGGCUCUUGUGACUGGAAUUUACUCCUUAUUGCUGAGUCUCUUCACAAUUUUCACGGCCAUGUUUGAUAUCUACUGCCUUUCCCAGGCUGCACCUGGCUCCACCCACUAUGGAUACUACAUUAUCAGCUUCGAAUUUGUAUAUGUUGGAAAUGUCCAUGUUCGCAAUGCAAUGAUUGUGUUUGCCUUAUUUUCUCUCAUUGGUGGAAUGGCAGUGUUUGUCACAAGUAUAAUCCUCAUCAUAGCCUUGAGAAAAGAGUAUGAGAAGAAGAUGGUUCCUUGGCUUUACUGCUUUGCUGUAUUUACACUGUUUCGGCUGUUUGCAUUUGUGUUUGGAUCAGUAGUGAAUGACAUGAUAUUUGGAUACAACAUUGCUAUGUGCCUUCUGUGGAUUCUCUAUACAGUGGCCAGUGUGUAUGGCUGGCUACUGGUGUAUUCUCUGUACCUUGAACUGUCUGACCUAACCAAGCUCGAAGAUUUAGCUCACCUCAGGAUGGGGACAAUGGCAUCACUGAAUGCAUCUACAACUCAUUCAAUAGCUGGGUCACGCCCAACAACACCACAUAGUACUGUGUCCACAGCUCCAGUGAUGUGAAGAUAUGAAGAUCAUGUUCAGAAUAUUUCAUUUGGCUGAAGAGGUGACAAAGUCAAGUGUUCAUUAUUCUAUAUCAUAACAGUACAUUCCCACAGUCUGCAUUUCCAAACUGUAAUAAAUGAUGGUUUUAAUAAUAGGUUAGAUGCAACAUACUUCACCUUUCUCUGAAAGACAAGCAGAAACUCGUCCGUGUGUGGGUCGCAAAGUUGGGAGUCAGCUCAGGCGUUUGUGGUGAAAUUAAUCCCAGCCUGGCUUCCGAGUCAAGCUUGGUAGUGUAGUUGACUGAGGCACUAUUCUACAAGCCGGAAGGUCACUGGUUCAAGUCCCGAUGAGGCCAUUGGAUUUUUUCAAUUUACCUAAUCCUAGCCACACUAUGGCAUCGACUCAGCCUCUAACAGACAUAAGUAUUCUUAAGGGAUACAUAAGGGAUAUUCUUGAAAUAUUCUUGGGAGUAAAGGGCGGCCAGUGUGUAAGGCUGACAACCUUGCCACCCUCUAUGAGCC
This is a messenger RNA of Cryptotermes secundus, 1467 nucleotides long. RefSeq lists its product as uncharacterized. The record is from RefSeq and is a predicted model, not a curated record. The transcript is spliced from 6 exons. NCBI's taxonomy places the organism in Eukaryota, Metazoa, Arthropoda, Insecta, Blattodea, Kalotermitidae. Bases 203 to 964 code for a protein of 253 amino acids.